AUGAAGCUGGUUCUUGAAGGUCAGAUCACACUUCUCCCAAGUUGUGUUGUUUUGCUGUGCGGUGCGGGCGCGUGUGCUGAGCGGGUGCGAUGCGGUGCGGGUGCGGGUGCGGUGCGGGCGCGUGUGCUAUGCGGGUACGAUGCGGUGCGGGUGCGGGUGCGGUGCGGUGCGGUGCGGGCGCGUGUGCUGUGCGGGUGCGAUGCGGUGCGGGAGUGGGAAACCCCGUGUGACAACAGACAUGUCUAGGAGUGGGAGACCCCGUGUGACAACAGACAUGUCUAGGAGUUGGAGACCCCGUGUGACAACAGACAUGUCUAGGAGCGGGAGACCCCGUGUGACAACAGACAUGCCUAGGAGUGGGAAACCCCGUGUGACAACAGACAUGUCUAGGAGUUGGAGACCCCGUGUGACAACAGACGUGUAUAGGAGUGGGAAACCCCGUGUGACAACAGACAUGUCUAGCAGUGGGAGACCCCGUGUGACAACAGACAUGUCUAGCAGUGGGAGACCCCGUUUGACAACAGGCAUGUCUACGAGUGGGAGACCCCGUGUGACAACAGACAUGUCUAGGAGUGGAAGACCCCUUGUGACAACAGACAUGUCUAGGAGCGGGAGACCCCGUGUGACAACAGACAUGUCUAGGAGUGGGAGACCCCGUGUGACAACAGACAUGUCUAGGAGCGGGAGACCCCGUGCGACAACAGACAUGUCUAGGAGCGGGAGACCCCGUGUGACAACAGACAUGUCUAGGAGUUGGAGACCCCGUGUGACAACAGACAUGUCUAG
Haliotis rufescens (red abalone) is the source of this 786-nucleotide messenger RNA. RefSeq lists its product as uncharacterized. The record is from RefSeq and is a predicted model, not a curated record. The transcript is spliced from 3 exons. NCBI's taxonomy places the organism in Eukaryota, Metazoa, Mollusca, Gastropoda, Lepetellida, Haliotidae.